Molecule: messenger RNA, 2062 nt
Organism: Pistacia vera
Lineage: Eukaryota; Viridiplantae; Streptophyta; Magnoliopsida; Sapindales; Anacardiaceae
Product: exocyst complex component EXO70H1-like
Exons: 1
Coding region: 18-1907 (629 amino acids)
Biological process (GO): exocytosis
Cellular component (GO): exocyst
Molecular function (GO): phosphatidylinositol-4,5-bisphosphate binding
Source: RefSeq, a predicted model, not a curated record
CAGAGAGUGAUUCAGUAAUGCCUGGAAACUUAAUGUCGACUCUCUUCUUCUCAUCUUCUAAGACCCUUUCUUCUGUUUCUUCAUUUACGAGUUCUUAUACUCAUACGCCACCUUCACCUAUACACACAUUCUCUAAAUCAAUGAUGGAAGAGAAAAUAGAAAAUGCAGAACCAAUCAUCACCAGAUGGAAUCUAAACUCUUCCUCAUACACCAAAGCUAUCUCAGUUUUUAGUCAUAACAGAAAAGAGGCUAAAGAGCUUUUAAAAAGUGUCAAAGACUUGCGUCAAGCCAUGCACUUUUUGAUUUCUGAAAUUUCGCCUUCUGAUAAGCUUGUUCUUGCUCAGACUCUCAUGCAAAUUGCCAUGAAAAGGCUGGAACAUGAGUUUUAUUUGAUAUUGUCCAAACAACGUGAUCAACUUGAUCCCGAAUCAGUUUCAGGUCAAUCCUCUGAUGAGUCGAGAAAUUUUGAUGAUGAGGAGGAAGCACCUGAUGAUGAAGAUGAGUUGAAAAGAGCUCGCGAGACAAUAACUGAGGUGGAGACUCUCUCUCAGCUUGCAAUGUUUGACCUGAAGGCAAUAGCUGAUUGUAUGAUCAGUUCAGGUUAUGGCAAGGAGUGUAUAAAGAUAUACAAACUGAUCAGGAAAUCGAUAGUCGAUGAAGGACUGUAUCAACUUGGAAUCGAACAGUUCAAGGCUUCUCGAAUUCAGAAAUUGAAUUGGGAGGCGCUUGAACAUAUGAUGAAGAACUGGCUGACUGCAGUGAAGAUUGCAGUGAAAACACUCUUCAGUGGAGAAAAAGCUCUCUGCGAUCACGUGUUUUCAGCGUCUGAUUCAAUCAGAGAGUCUUGCUUCUGUCAUAUAACAGAAGAAGGAGCUAUCAAUCUGUUCAGAUUUCCAGAAAUCAUUGCAAAGAGCAAGAAAUCACAAGAAAGAAUUUUCCGGCAAAUGGAACUUCAUGAAGCACUCACUGAUCUCUGGCCGGAAAUAGAAUCAAUAUUCAACUCUGAUUCCACCUCAGCUAUAAAAUUGCAAGCUCUUUCAUCACAACAGAAGCUUGGUGACUCAAUUCGAACUAUUUUAUCAGACUUUGAGUCAAGAAUUCAGAAAGACUCGUCGAAAACUCCACCUAUUGGUGGUGGAAUUCACCCACUCACUCAAUCAGCGAUGAGUUUCAUAUGUUCACUGGGAGAUUACAGUGGAGUUCUUUCUGAUAUUGUUGCUGAAUAUCCUCCCGGAAAUUCAACAACUACAGAAUCUUGCAUUGGGAGUUUGACCUCCAACCACGAUUCAGCAUCUCCAGCGUCAGUUCACCUAGCCUGGCUCAUACUUGUUCUUUUAUGCAAGCUUGACAGCAAAGCUGAACCACACCGAAAAGAUGUGGCUUUGUCAUAUCUCUUCCUAGCCAACAAUCUUAACUUCAUCAUUGAAAAAGUUCGGACAUCUAACCUGAAGAACCUUCUAGGUGAUGAUUGGAUGAGUAUGCACACCAAGAAGCUUAAACAGUAUGCUUUAAACUAUGAAACUGUGGCGUGGACCAAGGUCUUCUCAUCUUUGCCAGAAAAAAGUUCCUCAGCAAUGUCGCCUGAAGAGGCAAAGGAAUGUUUUAGGAGGUUCAAUGCAGCUUUUGAAGAAGCAUAUAUGAAACAGACAUCAUGGAUUGUACCAGAUGGGAAGUUAAGAGAUGAAUUAAAGGUUUCGAUAGCAAAGAAACUUGUACCAGCAUACAGAGAAUUCUUUGAUGCACAUGUGAUGAUGUUAUAUGGGGAAAGACAUCUGGAAGUGUUGGUGAGAUUUGGACCUGAUGAUUUGGGAAAUUAUUUAUCAGAUCUGUUUCAUGGUACUCCCAUCUUAGUUAGUUCUUCAUCAUCUUCAUCAUGCAGCUCAUCGCCAAGAUGCAUACUCCAUUAAAGAUACAAACAUGUACAUGAUUAGAAAAGGCAACGUCUCAAUGCCCAACAUAACUACUGUUAUAAUUUAUGCUGUUCCUUCUCUAAUGGUGCUUUCAGUUUUUUCAUCAGAUUAAAAAUAUGUACUAGAAAAUAAUUGUGCAGAAAUAAAAUACU